CUUGAAGAUAAGAAAAUGUUUUUUAAUUAAUUGUUUCUAUUUUUUUCCUUUUGAUUUAAUUAUUUUCCUUAUCUUCUUGGGUUAUUAUUUUUAUUCUUUCUUUAAUUUCAUGAUGGCUUUUGUUGGUCAUUCUAUUAGAAAUGCUCUGCGUACAUUUAGAGUUCCAAUGGUUGCGAAAUAUCAUCAAUCAAUUGGUCAUUUAAGUGAUAAUUUUGUUCAUUCAGGAAGACGUUUGUUUUCAUCUUCUUCUGAUUCAUCUGUUGAAGAUACUUUCAAAAUGGCCGUUACUCAGGUUAAUGGUCUUCGAUCUGAACCAGGUAAUGAAGUGAAGUUGAAACUAUACGCUUUGUAUAAACAAUCAACCGUUGGGCCUUGUAAUGCUACCAAACCAGGGAUGUUUGAUGUUGUUGCUAAGUAUAAAUGGGAAGCUUGGUCCAAUUUGGGUGAGAAAAGUAAAAAUGAUUCCAUGAAAGAAUAUAUCAACUUGGUUGAAAGUCUAAUUAAAUCAAUUGGCCUGGUUGAAGGUGAACUUGAUAAUAAUGUUGGUAAAACAGAUUCCAAUCCAUCGGCACAAUCAUCAUCAUCAUCAACUGAUCCCUUAGUGAUUACCAAUAAACAAGGAGUACUAACGAUGAGGUUAAAUCGGCCGGAUAAGAAAAAUGCUCUUCUAACUGAAAUGUAUCAUCAAAUUACCAAAACUCUCAAUGAUUCUGCUAAUGAUGAUAAUGUAAAAAUGAUUAUCAUCACUGGUACUGGUGACUACUUUUCUAGUGGAAAUGAUUUAAAGAAAGGUCUUGGCUCAAAAGUUGUUUCAUCUCAAAUCAAGACUCAAAAUAAAGAUGAAACAAAUUUCCAAAUUAAACCAACUGAUGAUAUUGUCAAACUCGCUAAAGAUUCAGCCUUAUUAUUGGAAAACUUUGUCAAUUCUUUCAUCGAUUUCCCUAAGCCCUUGGUCGCCGUUAUUAAUGGACCUGCUUUCGGAAUCAUGGUUACAACUCUUGCUCUUUGUGAUAAUGUGAUUUGUUCCGAUAAGGCCACGUUCCAGACUCCAUUCAUGUCGACCUCACAAACGCCCGAGGGAUGUUCAACUUACACCUUCCCUCGAAUCAUGGGAACAGCUAAAGCCAAUUCCAUGUUACUCUUUAAUCAGCCAUUAACAGCUCAAGAAGCUUUACAAGCCGGUUUCGUUUCUAAAGUGAUUCCUCAUGAACAAUUGAACAAUUAUCUUGAUUCUUGGUUAUAUGGUGAAAAAGGAUUACUAAGUUUCGGUUCAACAAUCACUUGGACCAAAGGAAAACCCUUAAUUAGAACUGAAGAGGAGAGACAACAAUUAAAGAAGGUCAAUAAAAUCGAAUGUCAAAUCCUCGCAGAAACUUGGUUAUCUCCCGAUUUCACCCAGGCCAUGAUGAAAUUUUUCUCUCGUAAAAAGUAAAUUUCAAUUAACUCAAUUUACUUUUUUUCGAGUUGAUCAAAAAUGAGAAGAAAAAAAGUUCUCUUCAAAGCUAAUUUAAAUCUCUUCCAAUAACAAUCAUGGUACAAUUAGAGAAGAGCUUUUUCAGUAUGUUAACUGUACUUUUUACUUUUAUUUGAUAUUAAAGAUUUUAUGAUUAA
Molecule: messenger RNA, 1611 nt
Organism: Panonychus citri (citrus red mite)
Lineage: Eukaryota; Metazoa; Arthropoda; Arachnida; Trombidiformes; Tetranychidae
Product: enoyl-CoA delta isomerase 2-like
Exons: 3
Coding region: 110-1432 (440 amino acids)
Molecular function (GO): fatty-acyl-CoA binding
Source: RefSeq, a predicted model, not a curated record